UAAACUCGCAUUGAAAAAACGUGAUAUAAAAAAUGAAAUAAAAUCAAAAAAAUAAAUCUAUUCAUUCAUGAAACGUGUAAAUUUUUUUAGCAUUUUUAUUCCGAUAGAUUAAUUGCCACGGUUUCUUGAAAAAAGUGAAUCAGAAACGAAUUGCAAUUUUUUUAUAACGAUGCAUGACGUGAUAUUUUCUCGUACAACGCGAAAUUUCUGCAAACGAUCCGAUUUAUAAUACGAAAUGAAAUCAAUUCUGUGAUGCACACAUGUGUACGUGCAUAAAAAUUACAAAUGUACAAUGGACUUUGCAUUAUCAUCUCGCGAUUUAAUUAAGAAUAAAGUUUAUCCAUACGUGCACAUCAUGCCGGCAACGAAAAAUCGUUAAUGAUGCAGGGUAGUUAUAAAAACUGACAAUGAGUAUAGCUUUCAGAUGAUCGAAGCAUCUAAUAAUAGCGUCGCAAGUGCAACGCGAGUGUCUUUCUAAUUGUAAAAUACGCGCCGUCUCUCCGGACAUAUCGUACGGUCUAUGUUAUCGUCGUUAUCGUUAGUAGUGUAGCAGCAUAAGUGUACCUCAAACUGCAUAAUAAAAUGUUCAGCUGGCCGCAUCGGGGGAGGUGGAUCGCGUGGAAGAAUUCUUGAUAUUGAUAAAAACCAACUUUGAUAAAAGUGCGUGAACCGCGAAAAUUUCUGUCUAUACGUAUAAUUCUCAUCUCUUUUCCCUCGACGUGCUCUCGUAUCAUGAAACACUUAUGAUCGUACGGGGGAAAGAAAUAAAAAAUUGAUUAAUUUAUCGCUGAAAAUAUUGCUGGAAGAUAAAUUUCUUAAGCGAAUAAGUUGUCUCGUUAUAUAUACCGCUGAUAUAAACCGUAUAAGUUUAAUUAAUUCUGUCUCAUAGUAGGAAGAACAAACUUGCGUAUUAAUGUUAUAUAAGUGGUUUUUUUUUUUUUAAUUUUCUUUUUUUCGUUCAAGUCUGACUUGAAAUUAAAAGAAAAAAAGGAUGAAAAAAAUCAUUGACAGUCUUCGAGGUAACGAAAAGUGAAUAAAUAUUUGUAUUUGCUGUUAUCUGGUUGUUCCAUGGGUAGCUAAAUAUAGAACGAUUCGCUAACAAAAUAUUUGGCUCCAAACUGCAAGAUUAUAUGUUCUUAAAUAUUUUCAUAAAAUCUAUUCGGAAAAAUUAAAGUGGAUGGUAUAUAAGAGCGGCGAAAAAAAAAUAAUCUGGCUUCGAAUAAUAAAUAAAACAACGAAUAAAUCAGGUGCUUGGAAAAGAAGGAUUUCGCGCAAAAAGUGAAUCGAAAUUUAUUAUCUAUACGGAAAAUUUAUUUUCACAUACAUUUUUAUCGUUAGUUUUUGUAACAUACCACUAAGAGACUGAUUAAAAAUUAAAUGUAAAAUAAAUUAGUAAAAUAUCGGUGUUAUUAAAACAAGUACGUAAUUGAAGAAAAGAAAGUUUUUUUUAAAAAAAAAAAGAGAGAAAGAGAGACCAAAAAUAUUAUACGUAAGAGGAAAAAAUAAUUGUAAUAAUUAUCGUGAGACGUGAAUAAUACUCUAUUUUAUUAUCUUAUAAAUAUUUGUCAUCUAUUUUCCAAUAUGGCACCUGCGAAUACAUUGGACUGGUCAGAACCACGGCAGGAUCAGUGGCGUUAUAGAAAAAUUUGUCCCUUGGGUCAAAAAAGUGAUAAAGUAACAUCGGAAAGCGCGCUGGAACUUAACAAUACCAGCAAGGCUGAUAGUACCUAUAAAAAGAUCUGCAAAUUUUUAAGAAAUCUCGGUACCAAGAAACGCAAGGAUGGCAGCAAGGUGACCACGGUGGUGGCGAGUGCUGGUGCCGGACCCGAUCGUCCCCAAGAAGUUGGCUACACCGACACCAAAGUUAUCGGAAAUGGAAGUUUCGGUGUUGUCUAUCAGGCCAAGCUAUGCGACACCGGCGAGAUGGUUGCCAUCAAAAAAGUCCUACAGGACAAACGGUUUAAGAACAGAGAAUUACAAAUCAUGCGACGUCUGGAGCAUUGCAACAUCGUGAAACUCAAAUAUUUCUUCUAUUCUAGUGGUGAUAAGAAAGACGAAGUGUAUCUCAACUUAGUGCUGGAAUAUAUCCCAGAAACUGUGUACAAAGUGGCCAGACACUAUAGCAAAAGCAAACAGACGAUACCAAUCAGUUUCAUCAAGCUGUACAUGUACCAGCUUUUCCGGUCAUUAGCAUAUAUUCAUUCGUUGGGAAUAUGCCACAGAGAUAUCAAACCGCAAAAUCUUCUUUUGGAUCCAGAAACGGGAGUGCUCAAGCUCUGCGACUUUGGUUCAGCCAAACAUUUGGUUAAGGGUGAACCAAAUGUGUCAUAUAUUUGUAGUCGCUAUUACCGUGCACCAGAACUCAUCUUCGGUGCCAUUGACUACACUACAAAGAUUGAUGUGUGGAGUGCAGGCUGUGUGCUAGCGGAAUUGCUGCUUGGCCAGCCAAUAUUCCCUGGUGACAGCGGCGUUGAUCAACUCGUGGAGAUCAUAAAGGUUCUCGGCACACCAACUCGUGAACAGAUAAGAGAAAUGAACCCCAACUAUACAGAAUUCAAAUUCCCGCAGAUUAAGUCACACCCGUGGCAAAAGGUGUUUAGGGCACGUACACCACCUGAAGCAAUGGAACUUGUUGCCCGACUUUUGGAAUACACACCGUCUUUGAGAUGGACGCCACUUCAAGCCUGUGCUCAUUCGUUUUUCAACGAACUAAGGGAACAAGGGACUCGAUUGCCAAAUGGACGUGAACUUCCACCCCUCUUCAAUUUCACGGAACAGGAACUUCAAAUUCAACCAACGCUGAAUUCUAUUCUUAUCCCUAAAUAUAUGCAGACGGCGGAUAAUCCUGGAGCUCAGUCAGAAGCUAGCAACGUGACUGCAGGAGCGAGCGGUAACUCUAGCGAUAAUAGCGCAAACAUCAGUACACCAACCACCACACAAAACACGGAUCCUAGCCAGUCGAACAUGGCUUAGAAUUCAUUUUUUUACACUUAAAGAAAAUUUAAAAUAUCCUAGAAUACCCCGAAAAUAACUAUUGAGAGCUUCUGAAGAGGAUGUGUCGUUCUAAAUUGAAUCCAGUUUCGCACCGCGCAGUUUAUUCUGGAUUUUGUACAGUUUCUAGUGAACCCUCGCCUUUUGCUAUAAUUAAAUCCUAAUCUUUAUAGAAAGUUCAGCGUUUUGAGCGCUGUCCUGACUAACAAUUUAGACAUCGUACAUGUUGGACAGUCGUUUUGAUAGUUCAACACUGAAAUCGUAUUAGAAGAAUGUUGCAGAAGUAUAAGGUUUCUCUCAAAUAUAAGAAUGUAUGGCUUCACGUCGACAAAGUAGUUACGAUUGACCAGCCAGAGUCCUGAAAAUUUUCUCUCGUUUUCUUCAGUACGAACAAGUGGGCGUAGUACUUUUUGAAUCGUUCAUUGCAUGACCUACAUAUACGCCGCAAAUUAGUCUGCGAGACGAUUUGAACUUGCACGAAUUAAAUUGAAUUAUCGUCUGUUACAACGAACCUUAGACGUACUGAGAAAACAGUCGUGGCUUUGUACUUGGAGAGGAACGGAAAUAAUCAAACUAUCAACCGACGAAAAAUUCUGUACUUCGUCAGCCAGACUGUACAAAAUCCAGGUGAUGUUCCUGUCGCUGUUAUGGAUUUAGUAUGUAUAGGGACUGGUUAGUACUAGAAGCCUCUUCCGCGAAUGCGUAAAGCGACAUUAGUUGGAAAUAUGUAAUCUAAGAUUUAGUAGCAAAAAUGUUGCUUGCGUCGUAUUUUUAAGGAAAACUACGAAGCUAGCUUGAAAAAAUGCCAGUCAAAUUGAAGUACACGCUACAUAAAAAUCUAAAUACAAUGAGUACAUGACGUUUCAUUUAUUGCAGACUACAAAUCGCGGUACCCCACCUCUCCCCCUUGCCCCCCAAAAAAAAUAUUCUAAAUAGAAAAUGAAUGAAUACAAAUCAAUUCAAUAUGACGCGCUGGUAAAACGGUUUUAGGAGAUAGUAAAAUACUAUGAUAAUCAUACGAUAUUCUGUAUUAAGUGAAAUAUCCUGUACAUAUAAUACAUGUAGUAUUUUUAAUUUUUGUGUUCAAUCGUUGACACAUGUGAUUACUGCAGAUAAUAUAAGUGUGUUUCAUUCAAAUGCUUAAAGCGUGUGUAAACAAAUCGUCGCAGGAUGAUCAUUGCAAUCCGAAAAACACGUAUAUCGACAUGACUAGAAAAAACCAUAAGAUGUACGGUGUCCGCAACUAACCAUUGUCAAAAUAUAGUUGAAUAGAAACUGCAGCCAUAUUCACAUGAAUUUGCAAUUAAAUUUUGACGGUAUAAACUGCGUAAUUGUAAAGCGACGGUAUCUUUUGUGCUAGUAUACUAUUUAUUCCGCUAAAAUUUUAGGUAUCUCACUCUUUGAAAGUUGGAACACACUCCAAGGAUUUUUUCCGACCCAUAAAAAUUCUGAAAAAAAUUCUAGUAACGCGAUUUAUUUGUAAUGAAUCUAAAUCAUUUAACGCAAAGCUAAACAGUUUGCUUAUUUAUAUAUAUAUAUAUAUUUUGUUUUUUCUUUUUUCGUGUUUCUUCUUACUUGUCAACCAGUAAACACUUUUUUCAUUUUGUUCGUAUCUACAUUAUCUACUCUAUACCUACAAAUAUGCAUAUCAUAAUAUUGCAAAGAAAGGCUGCUGAUCAUGGAAUUUAAAGGUACGUCCGUGCUAGGCAAGAGUUGCACGUUGUAUAAAAAUAAUGAGGAAAUCCAUCGUUCCAAUGUUUCGCUAAGGAUGGCUUAGUUUAUUCGGACUGGGUGUAUAAAUCGUGAAACCAUAUCGGUCGUACUCGUUUUCUUGAACAUAAUCGAAAAACCAUUGUUGGCAAUAAUGUAAAAAUGGACGUACCUGAACCGUUGAUUUCCUUCUUUAAGAAGAAGAAAAAGCUGACCAUUCGUUUCAGAAUUUUAUGAAUGUUGAUGUUUCAUUAAGUUUUUCAUGAUUACUCCGUUUAACGAUACAGUUUAGGUUGAUUGUAGGUCAUAUUGAUUAAAAUCAAUAUUGGAAAUUAUUAUCCUACUGCAACCCCUGAUUCAUUUCUUUGUCCGAAUGAAGAAAAAAACAAAAAGCAAAUAAUAAAAAACUAAUGUGGCAAGUCGUUUCGAUUCAAUACACUUAUCAAAUGGAAUAAUUGCGUUAAACCGUCAGUUUGUAACUACGCUACGUAAAUAAUUUAUAUAUAUUUAGGACUUCGUCUUUACAGGAAUUAUUUAACUGACACUACUGCGUACAGUAAUCGGUCCAUGGUGAAAAUUUAACAGAAUUUGAUUACAAUGAAUUGUUUCGCAUUUCAGGCCAAGAAAAAGUUUAAAUUCAGAACCGAAGGGAUGAAAAAUGCUGUGAAUGGUUGUAAGACACGAAGUUUGAAUCGCACGCCUUAAUAGAUUGUUGGUUAUUUAUCGUAAUUAUUAUGAAUAAAUAAAUUGAUUGAUUUAACUCGAUUUAAUCUAAUCUAUCUUUAAUUCUAGAUACCUAUAAUCGUUGUAACGACUAAUGACUGCAUUGAAAGUAGUAUGAAUAUUUGGACUGAUCUUCGAUCAACGAUUUGUUGAAGAGAUUUAUUGUAAAGAGUUAAACGGUUCUUUUGGUUUCUUUUGUUCUCAAGCAUCUUGGGAGUUUCAUUAUUGAUGAACUCGCGUCACAUUAGGAACAAAAAUUGCAUCACAUAAAAUAUAACUUAAUACUUAUUAACUUUGGCAUUGCUAUGUUCUUGCCAGUUUCAGCCUAUCAUAGAAAAAUUCUGACUAUCUAAUAUCCCUCGAAAUCAUUGAAAUGCAGUCAUCAAUCUCGAAUCAUAAACUCACAACCUGAUUUUGAAAUAUGUUUACACCGUUUCUAAUCCGAAUCAACGCAUUUUUUUAAGCUGUCUGAUUAUUUGAAGCUCAUGCCACUCGACACACCCAUAUGUGAAUGAUCCCGUGUAAAUUACUGAAAGUCUAAACUUGUAUGUAUGUGAAUCAAUGUACAUGCAUGCGUAUCGAAAAUAUUGACGAAUGCAUGUAUAUUAUUUAUACACCUAUGUAUGUAAUAAAUUAAAUUGCAAAUAUAUGCAACAUACCUAAUGAUUAUAGUCAUAGUAUUAUUCUGCAAAAAUAAGAAGAAAAAAAAAUAGAAUGUGUAGAAAGAUUUAUUCUUACUAAUCCUUACUGUACGGCAUUUUCAACUUUCAUUCAUACUUUCGUAACAUAGUGACUUAAGUGUAAUUAAUGUUCACUGUCAAUGUUAAUACGUGCGUGUAUAUAAUUAUAUAUACCUAUAUGCAUGUACGAUGCAGAUGAAAUUAUACUCCAUGUCACGUUAGUUUUGACCAUAGGCUGCUUUAAGAUAAAUGAAUUCAAUAUUAUAAUGAAAUAUAUAUAUAUUCAAAGUUUGUCAUUUGACACUAAAUGAAAAUGAACUGCUAGGGGAUUAUCGCAUCUGUAGAUGUAACCAGUCGAACGUUUUAAACUCUGAACGAGAUGUGCCUUGGUUCACAAAACACAUCAAGUUUAUGUAAUCCGUUGCAAGAUACUUUGAAAUCAUUCUAGUUUGGGUCUGAGUAGGUUUUUCGGGUGGAUCAAAAUCGACCAACGAUCGACGAUGCAUGUAUAAUCGCAUGUACAUUUUAUCUCGCCCCGCAGUAGAGAUGAAGCUUUAGACCCAUAAUGACAUGUCAUAUCAAUCAUGUCGUAUUGUGAUGCUAGAAGAGGGAGAAGUGUAUUAAAUUGUAAGAAAAGAUCAUUGUAAAGUGACACUGUAUAUAUAUAUAUAACAUGAUGCUGUUCUGAAAAUAAUCGAUUGAACCUGGAUCAUUUUCAUUACUUCUCGUUGCGUUUUGAAAAUCUGGAGAGUGCAUGGAGCUAUUACUUACAAUUAGCCGUUACAGCUAUUGUUCGAAUAUUAUAAUGCUUAUGUGUAUUCAUAAAUGAUGUUGCAAAUAUCGUUUAUGAAACUAAAAAGAAAUCUAUAACAUUCGCUAUUGAACAGUUGCAAAUGCUCGAUAAACGCUGGACUAUGAAUCGAAAAAUAAUGAUAUUUAGUUUGCAGGUUGUUGAAAGAAAAAGUCCAUCUUGAUAUGCGAAGAAGAUCGAUAUCUAUGAAUAGUCGAAAUUACGUAAGCGGCAUGAACAUUUUCGAGUGUAAAAAAGCAAAAAAUUUGUCCUGCUAAAAUAUGUACAUUUUUUUCAUCACUGUAACAAGUAGAGCUAAAUAUUCGUGAACAUAACUCUAGAAUGACUGCAAUGCACGAUUUUUAUUUCAUAUUCCGUUAUUGUUUCCAAUUUUAUUGGUAAUCCGAAUAAAUCUAUAAAUCAUAUGUAACCAAAAGUAAAAUUUAAGGUAUAUUAGUGUUACGAAUUUUCAAGCUGCAAGGAUGCCAGAUAUUCCGAGAUAGUCUCAAGAAUUAUGGAAAAAUAAUAUCAUAGGUGUUAUUGAUCCAAGCAAUUUAUCUUUACACCUGUUUCAUUCAAAAAAAAAUUCAACCAGCGUAAAUGAAUAACCCAAAUAAAUGGCGUAAUGGGCAACCCUCGCAACUUGAAAAAAUUCUAAAUAAAUUGGUGCGAUGUAUGAAAGUGAGUAUCUAUGUAUUGGUGAAAAAAGAGUCUUCACAGAGUUGGAAAAAAUCACGUAUCAAGGUUGUGAUGAGCUUGAAACAAUAAAUUAUCUAUACUACCAAUGUAUGAGUUCGGAGAUUAACUUGAAAUAAUUACCACAAAAAUCACGCGUGUUUGACUAAAGAAAAUAAAAAUAUUAUUUGAAACAAGACGUCGUGUCCACAUAGUGAUAGGCAGAUUUGAAAGCAAUAUAUAUGUUUUAUUUCCGGUGGUAAAAACUAGAUUAGAUGAACCUUUCUCACCAUGAUCGUCCUCGAGUAUUUUUAUGCGAAACUUAAUCAGUCCUCAAAUUAUUGUUGAACUCUAGUUGCUCACAUAUUGAGUCCGUUUGAUCCAGGUUGAUUGAAAACACUUACGGGUGAUUUUUUUUUUUCUAGUGGAUUCAAAAUCCUCGUAAAGAAACAAUAGUUGAAAUUCAAGCAAAUCUGUUAUUACUGACCACAAAUUACACGUGUUGAGCCAUGGACCUUCUGAGUACAGUUUAUCUAUAUCUAGAAAGGUAGUAAUAGUUGUAUUCACAAUAUCAAUUGUAAGAGUGAAGAAGAAAUAUUGCUGAAAAAUUGUCAAUCUUUGUGCAGGCAGAUUGUACAGUAAGUCUGUUCAGCUUUAUCGAUAUUUAAUUUGAAGGUUUGUUAAAAAAAAAUAAUAGUACUGAGAUGGGAUAUGUACCGUGCGGUGGGAAUGAAAAAAAAAUUGUACAAAAUGCUACAUACAUAAUUACGUAAAAAAUGAAUUAAUAAAAAAAUAUUAUUAUCGAUUAAUUAGCAGCAUCUAAGAAGAAACUCAUGAGAAAAUUGUUGAAUAUCACUUAUCAUAUACCUGAAGAAUAACGGGGGUUUCUUGUUGAAACGAUAUAUAUAAUCUAUGUAUUGUUCCAUCGUUAUCUGUAAUUUAUCGAACAUCCCCGGCCAUCUUCAUGAAGUUUUACACUUUCAAAAUUCGUCCUACAACUAUGAUCAAAGUUCAACUGGCUAGCAAAAACCAAGUUUUGACAUUGGAGGUAGAAUGUUUUUAUCGAAGAAUUGAAGCCACGUUAUUGCUGUUGGUAUUCAACACUUUUUUCCGACGUUCUUAGGGAGAAAAUAGGUGAUACUGUCAUACUGUGUGUGAGUAGGAUACUUGACAAAAACAAAAAUACUAUUUUAAGAAUAAUAUUACAUCUUAUUUUUAUUAUUACUAACAUUAUUAUUAUUAUUAUUAUUAUUAUUAUUAUUAUUAUUAUUAUUAUUAUUAUCACGGUAGACAUUGCUAAAUAUCGCUAUAUCUAUGGAAAAUUGAAGAAAAAGAUGACAGAUAUAUUCAUGUAUAUAUAAAUAUAUAUAUACAUACAUACAUAGAUUAAGAGAAUGAAUAUCUAAAUAAAUCGUACACGAUGAAUACACUUUACACACUAUUCCGGGUCUUGAAUACAAAAAUUUCAUGAUAUAGUCCUCUUGUCUACUCAAAUUCAUGUGUCAAAUAGCCACGUUUCCGUCCUGUUUGAAUUAAGCCGGAAUUAUCUGAUGAUUUUCAUUGACUCGCAGUCAGUCAUGUAUUUCCUAUCAAUAAUGACGAACAAAUAUUUGGUCGAUAUGCAGAGUGUAAUGGAUUCGAAGAGAAAUAAUCCAAGGUGAACGUGAAAGGUGUACACAAUAUCUUAGGUCUAGCAAAUAAAACACUGAAAAUGACAUGCAUGCAUAAUUCUAAGUACAUAGGAUGGAACGGAGUGCACGUUUAUCGCAUAGAUAUUGGUUGGGUUUACGUAGACAAUGAAGAAGUAUAUUCAUGCAAAGCACGUACAUAAAACAAAAUCAAGUGUAUAAAUUCGUUGUUAUCAAUAAAUGAAACAAUUCUCACCUA
This is a messenger RNA of Athalia rosae (coleseed sawfly), 9456 nucleotides long. RefSeq names its product glycogen synthase kinase-3 beta. Gene Ontology annotation, cellular component: cytoplasm; axon; cytosol. The record is from RefSeq and is a predicted model, not a curated record. NCBI's taxonomy places the organism in Eukaryota, Metazoa, Arthropoda, Insecta, Hymenoptera, Athaliidae. The coding region runs from base 1582 to 2973 and encodes 463 amino acids. Gene Ontology annotation, molecular function: ATP binding; protein serine/threonine kinase activity. The transcript has 7 exons. Gene Ontology annotation, biological process: signal transduction; negative regulation of canonical Wnt signaling pathway; protein phosphorylation.